This is a messenger RNA of Cooperia oncophora, 384 nucleotides long. The record is from the annotation of a GenBank genome assembly. Lineage: Eukaryota; Metazoa; Nematoda; Chromadorea; Rhabditida; Trichostrongylidae.
AUGGCUGACAUCAAGACAGCCUGCAUGGCCUCUUUGGCAACCGUGCCUCUCGGAAAAACACCGGCCGAGGUACAAAAUGGCAAAGACUUCUACAAGUACUUGUUCACCAAUCAUCAGGAUCUUCGCAAGUAUUUCAAGGGAGCUGAGAGCUUCACUGCUGACGACGUUCAAAAAAGUGACAGAUUCGAGAAACUGGGAACUGGGCUGCUGCUAUCUGUGCACAUUCUAGCGAACACAAUCGAUAACGCGUUCUGGGGUAUCUGGUGUGCAUUCCUAGAAAGCCGUGGACAAAGCGUGGACAAGGGAGCAUGGGAGAAGCUUGGAACUAUGUUCAACGAUGAGUGCCAGCAGCAGCUCGCCAAGCACGGACUUCCCCACACGUAA